Thalassophryne amazonica is the source of this 876-nucleotide messenger RNA. RefSeq names its product erythrocyte band 7 integral membrane protein-like. Gene Ontology annotation, cellular component: plasma membrane. The record is from RefSeq and is a predicted model, not a curated record. The transcript is spliced from 7 exons. NCBI's taxonomy places the organism in Eukaryota, Metazoa, Chordata, Actinopteri, Batrachoidiformes, Batrachoididae. The coding region runs from base 1 to 876 and encodes 291 amino acids.
AUGUACAAAAAGACAGGCAGCAGAGUUGGAUUUGGCAAAGCUGAAGAUGUUGAGAUUCUUGUUGAGAUCUUGCAGAGUCCUGAUGGCGUCUUGAGCAGCUGUGAUUGGUUCUUGGUGUUUCUCUCCUACCUCAUGUUGCUGUUCACUCUGCCCCUCUCCAUAUGGAGGUGCUUUAAGGUCAUUCACAUGUAUGAGCGGGCCGUGAUCUAUCGCCUGGGACGCGUUUGGCGAGGAGGAAACAGAGGACAAGGGUUGGUCUUCGUCCUGCCGUGGACGGACACGUUGAUGAGAGUCGACGUCCGCACCAUCACCUUCAACAUCCCAUCACAGGAGGUUGUGACUGAAGAUCUUGUCCGGGUUUGGACUGAUGGUGUGAUCUGCUACCGGGUCCAGAACGCUGCCAAGUGUGUGACUAACGUCAGCGACGUGCACGUGGCGAUCCGGCUGUUGGCUCAGACCGCUGUGAGGAAGGUCCUGAGCACAAUGAGCCUGCGUGACAUCCUGUCAGAGCAGGAAGAGGUCACCUCCAUCAUACAGUCCACUCUGAAGGCCACCACAGAGGACUGGGGGAUUCAGAUCCAGCAGGUGGAGAUCAGGAUGUCCAACUGCCCCCAGCAGCUGCACAACUCUGUGGCAGACGAGGUGGUGGCUGCAGAGGGACACAUGAACUCACCGCUGAUGCACAAGGAGGCGGCUGUGACUGGAGAGACUGCAGCAGCCCCGAGGCUGCGCUACCUGCAGACCCUCCAAAACAACAGUUUCUUUGGUGGACUCAUCACUCGCGGGGAGUACAGAAGUGCAAUGCCCACACAUGGUGAACCUUAUGCUCCCCCACCCGUACCCAGUAAUGCCUGCCAUGUUAGACUACCAGUCUGA